UUUCAAGUCUCCAACUCCUCCGUAGCCAGCUGUGAAGAGCUCCCCCGUAGCCAGCGGAUUAACUGCUUCUCCAUAUAGCCUUAUUAUUCAGUCGUCGUUUAAAUUUCAGAACUGGGUUUUUACGAUUUUCCCCACCUGCUCAAUAGUUAUCAACUCCAGAGAUGUAAGUUUCAAAGUUCCUCUUUUUUUUUUGGGGGAGAAAUUGAAGCUACUAUUGCUUUCUUCAAUCUUGUGUACUCUUUAUUUUAUCAAUGAUUGUUUUUCCAGAUACCUAUUUCAUUGAGCUGAAAUUUUACUAUUAGCUAUUUACGACACCCUUCAAUGUGUAUAUGAAGAAUUAGUAGCAUUUGAAUGGGAAGGCCUCCUUCAUUUUUCACUAAUCUCUGCAUCCGCCGGACCCCGAAUACCCAUUUCCAAAACCCUAAUAGUCAAAUCCGAAACCGAAACAAUAGUAAUACCAGUAAAAGCAGUGCUGGGAAUGGAGAAUUCGUGCAAAAUUCAGAUGCAAAUGUGGUUAAAAUUCAUGACUUUAAACCGCAGGGUUUUACUGAGAUAGCCAAAGCGGUAUCCAAGAUUAUCCGCAGCCGACCCCGAUGGGAGGAAACCAUUCUUUCAGAAUUUCCAACUGUGAAUUUUGUUGAUCCCAGCUUCUACAAUGAGGUCUUGAAGCACCAAAAUAAUGUAUUUCUGUCUCUCCGAUUUUACUAUUGGAUUAGUUCUCAACAUGGGUUCUUGCCAGAUUCUGUCUUGUGUACUGUGAUUUUUAAUGGACUUGUGGAGGCCAAGGCUGCUAAAAUUGCACAAAAUUUCCUUGGUUUUAUGAGAUUUAUGCCGGAGCCCAAUGACCUGGAGCGUUAUGCAGAGUGCCUUUGUGAAAAUGGAUUGAUUGAGGAUGCUCUUGAGGUAUUUGAUUAUUUGAAGUGGGUAAACUACUGCCCCACAUUGAAGACAUGGAAUUCAGCGUUGUCGGGUGCACUUCAGGCAAGAAGGGCUGAUAUUGUUUGGAAAGUUUAUGGGAAUAUGAUCGAAAGUGGUGUUAGCGCAGAUGUGGAUACUACUGGAUACUUGAUUGAUGCUUUUUGCAUGGAUGAUAAUGUUUGGAAGGGUUAUGAACUUCUUCGCCAAGUUGUGAACGGUGGUCAUUUUCCUUCUAGUGUCGUUUCUAAUCAAUUGAUACGUGUAUUCAGUAAGAGUGGGAAUUAUUCAAGAAUGUCAGAUGUACUGCACAUUAUGAUUGCGAUGAAUCAGCCCCCAGGUAUAUUUACUUAUCAGGAAGUUAUCAAUGGGCUAUGCAAGAGAAAUAUGAAACAUGAGGGUUUUCGAGUUUUUAAUGAUCUCAAGGAUAGAGGAUAUGCUCCAGAUCGGGUAAUGUACACCACAAUGAUUCAUGGCCUUUGCAAAAUGAAAUGGCUAGGAGAUGCUCGGAGGUUGUGGUUUGAAAUGAUACAAAAGGGUAUGAUUCCUAAUGAGUAUACAUACAAUGCUCUCAUUUAUGGGUAUUUUAAGAUUGGUAAUCUAGCAGAAGCUGAGAGGCUUUCCAAGGAAAUGUGCGAAAUUGGUUAUGGUGAGACCACUGUGAGUUACAACACCAUGAUUAAGGGCCUUUGCUUGAAUGGGAAAGUAGAAGCAGCUCAUGACUUGUUCCAACAAAUGGCUGAGAGAAAUGUUGCCUGUGAUGUCAUCACAUUCAACUCUCUGAUUCAGGGCUUCUGCCAGGAAGGUAAUAUAGCUAUGGGAACAAAGCUUUUACAUGAUCUUAUAAAUAGGGGUUUGCAACCAUCAACUGCCUCGUAUACAGUGCUAAUUGAAAAACUUUGUGAGAUGGGGCAUGUUGAGGAAGGUACAGUACUCUGGAAAGAUAUGCAAGAAAGGGGUGUGUUACCUGCUGUCUGUAGUCAUGAUUCAAUCAUUGUUGGACUGGUUGAGCAAGGCUUUCUUGCUGAGGGGAUGGAGUGGCUGAGCAAUAUGCUAGAGAGUCGGCGCAGACCACGGCAGGAAACUUUUGAGAGACUGAUUCACUGUCUUUCUGAAGCAGAUAAGUGGGGUGAUGCCUUAUUUGUUUUAGGUAGUAUGCUGAAGAUGGGGUAUACCCUGAAUGAGUGCAUUUGCCUUUCUGUUGUGGGCAAACUCUGCAAUGAUAAUCCCAGUGGUGUUGAGAAAUGUAUAGAGGAUGUCCUUAGAACAGCAAAUGCUUCGUAGAACUGUUUGUAUUCUCGACUCUUCUACAAGAAAAAGAAAAGAUCCACAUUAGUUCGUAUUCUUUUUUAAUUUUUAUUUUUAUUUUUGCGUCUGUCGCCAUUGUUUGUAAUACCUCACCAUGUAUCCAUUUAAUCCUCCAACUGGAACUUUGUUGGAUGAAGAGGAGUAUGUGAAUUGGAGAAUCAGAAUUAGGGUUCUUGAA
This is a messenger RNA of Coffea eugenioides, 2401 nucleotides long. Its product is annotated as pentatricopeptide repeat-containing protein At5g18950. The transcript has a single exon. Bases 352 to 2199 code for a protein of 615 amino acids. Lineage: Eukaryota; Viridiplantae; Streptophyta; Magnoliopsida; Gentianales; Rubiaceae. Gene Ontology annotation, molecular function: protein binding. The record is from RefSeq and is a predicted model, not a curated record.